AUGGAGGUUCACUCCGGGCCUAGGGGGCGUGGCCGGCGGCCCACGUUUCCCAGCGGCCAGGAGCCAGGGCGAAGGCGGCGGCGGGAGGCUGUGGCCGCGGUGGUGUCGGAGCGGCUUCCCCGGGAGUGGGUGCCGGACGAGCCAUCAAGCCCCAAGAGAAAACAUUUCUUCCUGGCCCCUCGUUAUUAUGAUGAAAACGUCAGUGGUGAAAGUCUUUUGACUAUUUCUCGUGAUCACUGCAACUUCUUGCUAUUGGAGCAGAUGGAUAAAGACGACAUGAGCCUCUUGGACAAAGGAGAGACAUCCAAGCUGUCCUCAGGGAGCCCGCCGGCCUCUCUUGGGAGGGCUCCCCAUCAGUCAAGUGAGCUCUCAGGCAUAGUUGACUAUGCUCUCCUGAGUGAUACCUAUUCCAUCAAUAUCUCAGACUCAGAUUCUAAAUUGAAAGAACAUUUUACAUAUCUAAGUUCAGAGGCAGAUCUCGAAAUGCAAAAAGAAGAGCUAUUUUUUGAUAUAUUGAAAGACCAAAACAAAGAUUCUAGUGUUUUGGGAGAUACCUGCAGAAAUGUAGAUGGUGAUUACAAGGAGAUUACUGGUAGUGAUACUCAGAAGCACGAUCUAGAUGAAGAUUCACAGCAGGACUACCACAGUGCUGAAGAGCAGGAUUACUCUGGUUACCACUUAGAUUUUGACCAGAUAAAGACACUAUGUACUCCUAAUUCAGAAGUCGUCGAGUUGGGAAAUUCAGAUUAUGAAAUUAAAUGUGCUAAUGUUCUGGGAGAGAAUCAUGUGAAGAAGUUGGAAGGUGGUACCUUUUUCUCCUAUGAAUCAACUCACAUUCGUACACAAGAAGAAGAUAUGGCCAAGGUGCCCGAGCUUCAUGAUUACCUAUCUCUAACCAAGUGUCAUGGUCAGAAGUACUGGAGGUGCCAAGAACAAGAGACUAGUUUCACAAACCAGAGUUUAUUUGAUGGCAUUGUACAGAUGAGCGGUGCUGCAGAAGAGCAGGACGCUGCCUGCACUCAGACUUCUCAGUUAUUAAGCAGUCCAGAGAAACCUCAGAAGACACUAAAAGCUGGUGUUUAUCCUGACAAAAGGAAGUCUCGGAUGACUGAAGAGAAAGAUGUCUGUGAGGAAAACAUUCUGAGUAUGGAACACCCUAGUAGUGCAUUCCUGGAAAGAGCUUCAGGGGUAUCACAGCAGCCCAGCAAAUGUUUUCAGAGUUCUACAACUUUUAUUUUUGAUGAAUCACAUAUUUCUGCCUAUGAUCAGUCAUGUUAUAAAUUCAUCCAGAGCACCACCAAGCCAGGUUUAGAUUUUCCCAUGACUAUGCCAAAGGUUUCAGCCGAAGAGAGUCAUUUGAUAGAAGAGAAUAGCCCUACAAAAGCCGACAGCAGUGGCAUCAUGAACAAAACACACCUUAUCAAUGUGGAAUCCAAGUAUCCUAAGCAUUCGGUGGGUGCAGCCCGAGACCGUCUUGUUACAGUUAACCAGACAGUUGAUGCCAGCUCCGAUUUUAGGGCCUGUUUCACCACAAGCAGGGCAACGAGUGCAAGGUAUUCGGUGGCCUCCAGGUCAAGCAAUACAGAAAUAACCAUGAUGAACAAAACGCGGCCCAACGAGUGGCCGGAUGAGAAGCCAAGAAGCGUCGCCUGCAACACAGACUGGUCCUGUCUGCAGGAAUGGGCAGAGGAAGAGGGUCGCUUACAAGGGACUUUUCCCAAAGGUCUGGAAAUGUCUUUUCCAGUUGAGAAUUCAAAAGCUAAUGACAAUUUAUUAAUUAAGGAUUGCUUGGAAUUGAAAAAUAAAUUUGAUGUCAAAGACUUACAGAAAAACCCUGAGAGUCAAUUGCAACCUUCUAAAGAAGCAGAGAAGAAUUUUUCAUCCCAGUGUUGUCAGAAAACAUUGCAGAGAGCCAUGAAGGCAGAGUUGCUGCUUUUAAAAGCCCAUUAUGAGAUGUGUCAUCAGCAUUGUUGGAAAAUUUACAGACUUGUAAUGGAAGAAAAGGAAAGCUUUACCAGGAAUUUUGCAAGUGAUUUUGCUAAAACAGAAUUGGGAUCUACAUUACUGUCUGUUUUUGGAGAUCUGAAAUUUAAGUAUUUGAGUAUGAGAGAAAAAAUAAUAAAGGGAGUGCCACUGGAUGAAUUGCCUCCCCUGUCUGUGGAGUCCAAGUUGUCAUCUUUCUUUUCCACUUUUAUUCCUUCCAAGCUAAUGAAAGAAGACUGUCAUAUCCUUUCAGGACCAAACUCAGCCCUCAUCAAUGUUCCUGGUGCAAAUAACGCUGACCCCAGUGCUACCAACCUGAAAAGGACCCUUUCUCAGACUGCUCAUGCAUAUGAGAAUUGUCAUCCCAAACAAGACAUAGCCCCUAAGAAUGAAAGCAGGAAGACCCGGGAUCUGAAUGUCGGCAUCAGAAACCUGAAACUCGAUGAUGAAGACUACACAAAAUGUCAGGAAAUCAGUGAAGCCUGGUUUGAUGCUGAAGAAAACCUUAUGGGAAUUGACUGCUCAGAAAUCCCAAAAAGUCAGACAGAGCAAGACAAGAAGAGCCCUGAAUUCAUCCCGGAGAAGAAGAUUGGGGAACCUUCCCGGAAGGAACCAAACAAAAGCUAUCUCAUUCACGUCGGUAGCUUGUGUCCUUCAGUGUCCGAGACUGACCUGAUGUCUCAUUUCCAGAAGUAUCAAGUUUCUGAAGUUUCCAUUUGCACUUCUUCUCAUAACUACAGGUACGCAUCUCUCGUUUUUAAAAAAGCUAACAAGGCGAGGAUGGCUGUGGAAGAAAUGAAUGGGAAAGAAAUCAAUGGGAAGUCUGUCAAUGUGCGUCUGGUCAAGACCCCUGUAGAAAAUGCCCCACCCCCAUCCUUCAGGAACGAAAGCCAGCUCACCCUCGGUGGUCUAGAGGAGACGACGAUGGACGGUAAAGGGUCCAGCUCGUCCCCGGCACCUGCUAAGUUACCAGCUCACGUGCUGAGGCCUCCUGGGCCCGAGCAAGAAAACACUUAUCUUUCAGUCGACCAGAAGAGUGGCAGAAAAGGAUUUAAGCAGAAUAAGCCUGUUAAAUUACUGCCUGAGACCCCUCUUCCAUACAUACCUCCCAACACUUUGAACCUGGGGAGCUUCACCAGACUUCUGAAGAAGCUCGAAGGUCUGCACCCUGAUGUCAGCAGAGACACCAUCAUCGAUGCCCUCCAAGAGGUCAGGACAAAUAACAAAGGUUUUCUGAGUGGCUUAUCCCUGACCACCAUAGUGGAGAUGACCACCUCUGUCCUGAGAAACUCUGCCUUCAAAAAGGAAGAGAAGAAGCCCCGAGAGACUUUCCCCAGCACCUUAUUGAAGCCUCCUCCGCCAGGAAAGUCCUCAGAAGAAAGUUGUAGAAGAUAAACCCGUCAUGG
This is a messenger RNA of Trichosurus vulpecula (common brushtail), 3389 nucleotides long. It is a transcript of the gene RBM44, whose product is annotated as RNA binding motif protein 44. Bases 1 to 3378 code for a protein of 1125 amino acids. NCBI's taxonomy places the organism in Eukaryota, Metazoa, Chordata, Mammalia, Diprotodontia, Phalangeridae. Gene Ontology annotation, molecular function: RNA binding. The record is from RefSeq and is a predicted model, not a curated record. The transcript is spliced from 15 exons.